AUGACCAGCAAGCGUGCAGGUGCCAUCUUUGUCAACCACGGCGCGGGGCCGUUGCCACUGCUCCGGCCUGUCUCGGACCCGGACCACGGAUCGACGCGCCGCUUCAUGGAGGUCGACACGCCAAAGCUCCUGGGGCUCGAGGAUGCGGCGACGCGGCCCCGCGCCAUCGUCGUCGUCUCGGCGCACUGGCAAGACGACCGCAUCCAGAUCUCGUCUGGCGCGUCCCACGACCUUCUCUACGACUACUACAACUUCCCGGACGAAGCGUACAAGGUCACGUACAAGGCCCCGGGGUCGCCUGAGAUUGCGCAAAAGAUCCACGCACUCCUAGCGCAGGCCAGUAUUCCAUCCAACUUGGACCCGACGCGAGGCUGGGACCACGGCACGUUUGUGCCGAUGAAGCUCAUUCGCCCGCAACAAGACAUCCCGAUCGUCCAAGUGAGCGUCGUCGCGGGCUGGGACCCCGUGUUGCACUUCAAGAUCGGCCAAGUGCUCUCGGUGCUUCGGAACGAGAACAUUGCGAUCAUCGGCUCGGGCAUGUCGUUCCACCCCAACUGGGGUACGCCCGUGACGCCCGAGACGGAAGACCAUGCGCGCGCCUUCAUCCGCGAACUCACGUCUGCGGUGCUGCAGCCAUCGAUUGUAGCUCGCGGCGACGCAUUGGCCAAGUGGGACGCGCUGCCCUUUGCGCGCGAGUGCCACCAGAAAGACGAGCACCUGAUUCCGCUUAUGGUCGUCGCGGGCGCGGGCGGUGAAGGGUCGGCACAGGCGUUUGACGUGCACAAGGGCAUGUACGAGGCGUUUGCGUGGACCUCAUUUCCCCGCCAAGCCUACGAAAUCUCGUACAAGGCGCCAGGGUCGCCAGCGAUUGCCCAAAAGAUCCACCAGCUCCUCUCCGAAGCCAACAUUGAGUCGCGCCUCGACCCGACGCGGGGCUGGGACCAUGGCACGUUUGUGCCUAUGAAGCUCAUUCAUCCGGACGAAGACAUUCCGAUUAUCCAAGUGAGCGUCGUUGCCGGCUUGGAUCCAGUCCACCACUUCAAGAUUGGUCAAGUGCUCUCGGUGCUUCGCAAUAAAAACAUUGCGAUCGUCGGGUCCGGCGCGACCUUCCACCCGAGCCGCAGCGUGGUCGAUAGCAAGCGCCGCGCGCGUAAGUUCAAUGCGGCGCUGACUGAAGCCGCCCUCGAAACGUCCGUGGCGGGCCGACGUGAGGCUCUAAAGCGCUGGGCAACACUGCCGCACGCACGCGACUGCCAUCAACGCGAAGAGCACUUAAUCCCGCUCAUGGUAGUCGCGGGCGCCGGCGGAGUUGACAAAGGCAACGCGUUUGACGUGGAUGACGGCGUCUACACUUCGUUUGCGUGGCGUGGAUAG
Messenger RNA from Saprolegnia diclina VS20, 1374 nucleotides. RefSeq lists its product as hypothetical. The record is from RefSeq and is a predicted model, not a curated record. Gene Ontology annotation, molecular function: ferrous iron binding; oxidoreductase activity, acting on single donors with incorporation of molecular oxygen; zinc ion binding. The transcript has 5 exons. Lineage: Eukaryota; Oomycota; Saprolegniomycetes; Saprolegniales; Saprolegniaceae. Bases 1 to 1374 code for a protein of 457 amino acids.